Molecule: messenger RNA, 1761 nt
Organism: Oncorhynchus gorbuscha (pink salmon)
Lineage: Eukaryota; Metazoa; Chordata; Actinopteri; Salmoniformes; Salmonidae
Gene: pnp4a
Product: purine nucleoside phosphorylase 4a
Exons: 6
Coding region: 187-1056 (289 amino acids)
Biological process (GO): nucleoside metabolic process
Cellular component (GO): cytoplasm
Molecular function (GO): purine-nucleoside phosphorylase activity
Source: RefSeq, a predicted model, not a curated record
CUGUAACAUUCACACAACACUGUGUCUAUACAGCAGUGUCUAUACGGCAGUGUCUAUACCUAGUACACUGUUAUAUCAUCUAGGGGAAGAUCCCACAUCUUAACAAAUAUCACAGCAUCAACAUUGGGCUGUGUUUUAAGACCUACAUCAUUGGGCAAGACCUAUUUCAACCACAUAACCUUCAAAAUGAAAGAUCAGAUCUGUUAUGAUGACUAUCAGAAGACAGCCAGCUGGCUCCUGUCUCAGACGCAGCACCGGCCAAAAGUGGCCAUCAUCUGUGGCUCCGGACUGGGCAUGCUAGCUGACGCUCUCAAGUGCCAGGACUCCUUCCCCUACUCCGACAUCCCUGGGUUCCCACAGAGCACAGUGCAAGGACACGCUGGGAGACUGGUGUUUGGGGAGCUGAAAGGGAAGACGUGUGUUUGCAUGCAGGGACGUUUCCACAUGUAUGAGGGACACUCACUCUGUAAGACUACCUUUCCCGUGCGGGUAUUUAAGCUCUUGGGGGUGGAGACCCUGAUAGUAACCAAUGCAGCAGGCUCGCUGGCAGACAGCUACCAGGUUGGGGACAUCAUGAUCAUCAAAGAUCAUAUCAACUUCCCUGGUCUGGCUGGGCUCAAUCCCCUCAACGGACCCAAUGAUGACAAGUUUGGUCCCCGGUUCCCUCCCAUGUCUGGUGUGUAUGACAAGGACCUGCGGAAGAUAGCCUUUGACCUCUGUAAAAGCAUGGGCGUCUCUCAGUUCGUCCAGGAAGGGGUUUACUGUAUGGUGGGAGGUCCCAAUUUCGAGAGCAUCGCAGAGGCCAGACUCCUUCACAGACUAGGGGUGGACGCUGUGGGAAUGAGCACAGCACCAGAAGUGGUGGUAGCCACCCACUGUGGCAUGAGGGUGUUCGGCCUCUCUCUCAUCACCAACAAGGUGGUGAAGAGCUACAAUGACACAGAGUCUGUCAACCACGAAGCUGUACUGGAGGUCAGCAAGCUGCGCUCACAAACGCUGCAGAUGCUGGUCACAGAGCUGGUCAGCCGGAUGGACAUCAACAACAACACGACUUGAACUGAAGAGAGCAGCAAGAUGCAAAGCUACACCGAAACCUUUCGAAUUCGCUCAUCAUGAUGAAAACAUUCAACAGCGACCUGGCCAAUGGCACCCUAUUCCCUAGUGCACUACUUUCGACCAGAGCCCAUUGCACCCUAUUCCCUAUAAGUAGUGCACUAUAGGGUGCCCGUUUCGGAUGCAUAACAAGAAUCCAAUAACCGAAAGGCUGCUAGAUCGAAUCCCCGAGCUGACAAGGUAAUAAUCUUUCGUUCUGCCCCUGAACAAGGCACUGUUCCUAGGCCGUCAUUGUAAAUAAGAAUGUAUUCUUAACUGACUUGCCUAGUAAACAAAGAGGUUAAAUAAAAAUACUCUCAUUUGUAUUUUGUGAUAUCACUACUUAUUAUUUUUCAGCUGUAUUAACUAAUCUUUCUAUCCACAAUUGUGUGCUAAUACUUGUUCACAGAUAAUAAAAGUGAAAUAUUAUAAUGCAGCUCUAUUCAUGAUUAAUUAUUAUGCAUUACAAAUCAACAAGUCACAUAUUCAGAUAAUUACAUAGAUUCAUAUAAUUGUGCACAUUUAUAUUUAUGUAUUUAUAUGGUGGUUUCAUUCAUGUAAAGUACAAUCUAUUUAAAUUGUAUAUUGUUAGUCAACGUUUGUCUGAUAUUGGGUACGGAUUGCACAGACAAAAUGUUUUAUCAAAUAAAAAAGCAUUGAAUUCUGAAA